Messenger RNA from Drosophila busckii, 1964 nucleotides. RefSeq lists its product as uncharacterized. Bases 374 to 1750 code for a protein of 458 amino acids. The transcript is spliced from 6 exons. The record is from RefSeq and is a predicted model, not a curated record. NCBI's taxonomy places the organism in Eukaryota, Metazoa, Arthropoda, Insecta, Diptera, Drosophilidae.
CUUAGGAAAAGGCUGUACCUUUCGUUCUUUGUCAGAAUAAAAACUGUGAACGAAAAUUAAUAUUUUCCUUAUUUAAAACUAUUAAGUUCAGCCGCGAUACGCUGAAAUUCAACGCUCAAAGUGCAAAUUUUAAUUUGCGCUAAACAAAAAUAGCAAACGCACAAUUAAAAGCGUGAAGUAUCAGUUGUGAAAUUGUGGGACUGCGAAUGCUAAUAAAAACGAUAAGGAAUUUCGCAUACACAUUGCAAACCAAGUUUCAACGCAUACAGUUAAACUGUGCUGCCAGUAAAAACAACAAACAAUCAAACACAAAUAAAAUAUAGCAUUUGCAUAUCUUAACAAGCAUAAAGAGCAAGAAAAUUUAAAUAUCAAAAUGGUGCAAACUGGAAUAUCGUUGAAUGACCGUUUUACCCAAAUGCAAUCUCGCCAGCAACAGACGGCAGAGACGCGCGGACGCCGCAGCCGCUCAAGGAGCCGCAGUCGCCGCAUUGUGGAUUCUGCACCAUCAGUGGCCAAUACGCGCCUGCUCCAGGAGUUCAAGAGGAAGCAUACUGUGCAGACGGCACUCAAAUUGAAGCGCAGAAGCUUGCGGACAUCGGCCAGCGGCGCCAGCGGAAUGAAAGCGCUGCGCUUGGGCCCCAAUGGAAAACCUGUGCGCUCAAGCAAUAUCUCUCGCCUGGCAACCAUGCGAGCCGAUUUGGUAGCCAGCAAUGGGCGCGCACGUCGCAGCGGCAGCACCACACGGCGCUCCAAUUCGGCAGUCCGUGGACUGCGUCAGCGCCUUGGCAAUCGCCGGCCCACUGUGGGUGGCGCUGCGGAGCGUGUGGCUCAGCGCAGACGCGGCAGCCUGGGACGCUUCCAACAGCAGCAGCAGCAGCAACAAGUUCUAGCCCCAGCACGUAGCCGUUCACGCAGUCGUGCACGCAAUACUCUUUCGCAGCCUCGUGGACGCGCUCUUUCCCAGCCCCGUGGACGCCCCAAUUCGCAGGUUCGUGGACGCGAGCGGUCUCUGAGUCGCGGACGUGAUCGCUCUAUGGGUCGUAUGCCUGAGCGCUCUCAGCCUCGAGCUCGCUCUCAGAGUCGUGGCCGUCCGCCACAGGUCGCAAAUUCUCGUGUUUCAGUUAAACAGCGUUUGGGUGUGCGUCCGGGCGUGGCUGCAACAGUAGCAGCUGCCAAGAAGCGUCGCGGCAAUCGUCGCAAUAGUGGGCAACUUCCAGGUGUCGCUGCUGGGCGCAUUGAGCGUCGUCGCAAUUCGAACGUAGCACAAAAGGCAGUUGCAACGGCUGCUGGCGGUCGUGGACGCAAAGGACGUGCUCGUGGCAGAUCUGCUGUACGUGCCGCUGCUAAUGCUAGUGCUGCUGCUGUUGCUACACAACGCUCGCGCUCGCGUUCUCGCUCACGUUCUCGAGCACGCCAGGGAAAUGCUGCCGCUGCUGGAGGUGCUGCCGCUGGCAAAGGCGCUGGACAAUCACGGGGCCGCCCACGUGGACGUGCUGGUAAAGUAGUCAAGGCUACCAACAAAAAUGGUAACAAUAAGAACAGCAACAUCAACAAAAAUAAGAACACAGGCGCUGGCAAGGCUAAUCAACAGCAGGGACGACGUGGACGUAGUCGUGUUCGUGGUGGUGGUGCUGGUCGCACCGUUGCAGGUAAACCGCAACGCAAGGAGGUUAAGCGUGAGGACUUGGACAAGGAGCUGGAUCAAUAUAUGUCAACCACAAAGGGUGAAAUGGACUACUUGCUUAAGUAGAGGACAUCACGACGUGGACCAAAGAGUUGCCCCCACCGCAUGGCAGCUAAUAACAGAAUAUCUUAAAGUUGUCUCUUAGCUACUAAUUAGUUUUAAGUAUGAAUCUGCAAACACAAAGAAACUCAACUCGAUGAUGUGCGCAUUUCAGCAUGUAAAUAGCUUAAAAUACAUAAGUUAAUCACAACAAUAUAUAUAGAAUACCACGCUCCUUGUU